Messenger RNA from Lactuca saligna, 540 nucleotides. NCBI's taxonomy places the organism in Eukaryota, Viridiplantae, Streptophyta, Magnoliopsida, Asterales, Asteraceae. The record is from the annotation of a GenBank genome assembly.
AUGACUUGCAACCACAAGUGGAGAUCAUACAAAAAGAGGCUUAAAAAGAAUUUCUUGGUCAACGAGAAUGAGAGAAAUCCACUUGAAACCUAUUCAUAUUUGGAGAAGACUACAUUGCAGAAAUUUAAGGAAAGGAUAUCAUCAAAGGAAUUCCAGGAUAUAAGUGAGAAAGCAAGGAUGAGUUCAAUGUGUAAUACGAAUCCAGCCCGAGUAGGCCCACAUGGUUAUCGGGGCAACAAACCUAAGUGGGAACAAGAGAAGGCAUCCGGUGAGCUGCCGUCACAAUUGUAUGACAUAAAAAGCGAGUGUUCCUUAGAUUAUGUGUUGGCGAGAAGAUCUAAAAAUGAGUCAGGGUCAAAAAUAAUACCACCUAACAUGGAACCCAUAGUAAAAAAGCUUGUAGAUGUCCAAAAAGAAAUAUCUGAAGGUGAUUUGUUGCUGGGUCCCGGAGAGGAUUUGUUGACUAAGACAAUAGGACCGGAGCACCCUGGUCGCACCAGGGUGGUGGGGCAUGAUAUUGGCUUAAGAAACGGGAUGUAA